This is a messenger RNA of Penicillium atrosanguineum, 699 nucleotides long. RefSeq lists its product as uncharacterized. Gene Ontology annotation, cellular component: nucleus. Gene Ontology annotation, molecular function: sequence-specific DNA binding. Lineage: Eukaryota; Fungi; Ascomycota; Eurotiomycetes; Eurotiales; Aspergillaceae. Gene Ontology annotation, biological process: positive regulation of transcription from RNA polymerase II promoter by glucose. The record is from RefSeq and is a predicted model, not a curated record. The transcript has a single exon. The coding region runs from base 1 to 699 and encodes 232 amino acids.
AUGGGCUUCCUGACGACCUCCGUGCCCGGCUUCUCGCGCAUCCCACCUGCCAAAGCACGUCGGCUCGUGGUAUCCGCCCUAGAGGGCCGAGGGAACGGCGGUGAAGCGGGAGGUGUAGACGGUGACGUGGUAUUCGAAAAGGUCGGCUGGGGACGAUGGGACGCGCGACGAGACGGAGAUCCCUCCUGCGAGCGCUCCUUCAACGCGUCGUCACCCCCAUCCAGCCUAGCCGGAUCCUUCCAGCAGCGUGGUCUGCAGAUCGAGGGUCACUCGGGGUGGGCGCGAGGACGCGAUCCGUAUGCGAGCAGCGUGCGCGACUCGGUGGCCUUCUCGUACACGGCAGAAGAUAUGGGCUUCGGCGCCCGAGAUCUGGACAUGCUCGAGCAUGAGGCUGACAAGAUGUCUCUUGACGGCGACGAGUACUGCUCUUCUUCUGAGGCGCCGGACGACCUCCAGGAGAACGAUUGGAACGAAGGCGACGUGACCGAUGAAGAAGACUGGGCGCAGAUCGGGGUGGAUGCCCUGCGUGCACGCUCGCUGAACAAUACUGGUGGGAUCAUGAAGAGCAACGUUGCGGCUCGCGCGCAGCCUCUAUUUGGUGUCGGUAACCGCCCCACUGUGGCCAAAUCGGCGCCCCGCACCUUUGACACACAGGAACGCGCUGCGGUAGAGGCGCUUCUUCGCUUGGGCUCUAUGUAA